Anopheles funestus (African malaria mosquito) is the source of this 2766-nucleotide messenger RNA. RefSeq names its product fatty acyl-CoA reductase wat. NCBI's taxonomy places the organism in Eukaryota, Metazoa, Arthropoda, Insecta, Diptera, Culicidae. The transcript is spliced from 10 exons. The record is from RefSeq and is a predicted model, not a curated record. The coding region runs from base 382 to 1968 and encodes 528 amino acids. Gene Ontology annotation, molecular function: alcohol-forming very long-chain fatty acyl-CoA reductase (NADP+) activity. Gene Ontology annotation, cellular component: peroxisome. Gene Ontology annotation, biological process: long-chain fatty-acyl-CoA metabolic process.
CGCUCGCUCUUUCGUACGUUUUCUCUCCUCGUUUCGGUCUCGUGUUGCAGCGUGGUGUGGCGCUGCGACACAAACCACUGGCCUAGCUGGCUGGCUGAACCCGUCCGGCGUGUGUGUGGAGCUGUGUCGUCCGGCUAACCGUACAGAUCGUUUCAGUCUUUUGCCGAUCGUCACCGAUAGAGGAUCAGCGCCGAUCAGUGGCCCUUGCGGAUGAAGGUGCAAUAGCUAAAAACAAAUCUUCCUCCCUAAUAUCCCAACAGUGUUACCAAGUGCUAGUGACUAAAUCGGUUUGAUUCGUAGUGACUUCCUCGAAAGCAAAAAAAGUUAGCUAAAGUGAGCAGCGUAACAAGCAGAAAACCCCCAUUUUUACCGUACCGAACGAUGACGGUUUCCAUCUACGACGAUGAGCUGCUGGCUCAGCCCGGUGAUCGAUCGGAUCAAUCGGCACCGAUGACGACCGGCAAGAUUGAGGAGCAGCUCACCGAAAUACAGCAGUUCUACGACAAAUGUAACGUUUUCAUUACGGGCGGAACCGGAUUUCUGGGCAAAACACUGAUCUACAAACUGCUGACCAGCUGUCCGGGUAUUGAAAACAUCUUUCUGCUGGUGCGAAGCAAACGCGGCAAAGACAUUUUCUCCCGCGUGGAAGAAAUCUUCGACGAUGCUAUGUUUGACAAAAUGAAGCAAGCCUGUCCGAAGUAUGAUCACAAAAUUCGUGCCGUCGCGGGCGACUGCAUGCAGCCGGGUCUGGGCAUCAGUUCGUCCGAUCGCGAAGUGUUGGCGGAAAACGUCAACAUUGUGUUUCAUCUAGCCGCAACAGUGCGAUUCGAUGAGAAGAUGAAGACGGCCAUGCAGAUCAACGUGAAGGCGUGCCGGGAUGUGCUGGACCUGUGCCACGACAUGAAGCACCUGAAGUCGGUCAUCUACGUAUCGACCGCGUACACACAGUGUCCCCAGAAUGUCGUCGACGAGCGGUUCUACGAUCCACCGAUGGAGUCGGAAAAGAUGAUCCAUCUGGCCGACUGUGUGACGGACGGUAUGAUCGAAAAGAUUACCCCAGUACUGCUCGACAAAUGGCCCAACACGUACACAUUUACGAAGGCAAUCGCUGAGGAUGUGGUGCGCAAAAAUAGUCGCGGAAUGCCUGUCGGCAUGUUUCGACCAGGAAUUGUUAUUGCAACGUACCAAGAACCAGUCCCGGGAUGGAUCGAUAACUUCUACGGACCCACCGGUGUAAUUGCCGGCGCUGGAACUGGCGUGCUGCGGACACUACGGGCCGACCCAACAAAGGUGGCCAACAUGGUUCCAGUCGAUCUGUGCGUCAACGGUAUCAUCUCUUCCGCCUGGGACAUUGCCGAACGCUUCAGAACCGAGAUUUUGCCCGAUCCGGAAAUCCCGAUCUACAACUUUUGUACCGAACCGAACAAUUGCAUCACGUGGGGCGACUUCACGCAUACCACCAUCAAGUUCGGCUCGAUGUAUCCCACCAUGAAGGCAAUCUGGUACCUGUGCUAUGCCAGCAAUCCCAACAUUGUGCUGCACUAUCUGUCCAUCAUCUUUCUGCACUAUGCGCCCGCCGUCGUCUGUGACAUCAUUGCGGUGCUGAUUGGCAGAAAACCGAGACUUCUUCGAAGCUACAAGAAGAUUCACCGCUUUAUGGACGUGAUUGAGUACUUCUCGAUGCGCGAAUGGGAAUUUAAGAUGGACAAUAUGAACGCACUGUGGCGCAAGCUGUCGAGUGCGGACCAGAAGCUGUUCUUUUUCGACAUGCGCCAAAUCAACUGGGACUACUUCCUGGAGCAGUACUUCUGUGGCAUCCGUCGGUAUCUGCUGAACGAUCCAAUGGAAACCGUCCCGCAGGCUGUGGUCCGCUGGAAUCGCCUCUACUGGGUACAUCAGGCUACAAAAGUGAUCGUGCUGCUGCUACUGUACAAGCUCGUCAUGUCCGUUUGGGGUAUGCUAAGCUAAGCGCCACAACCACCAUUCUGGCUUUAUUACUUUACCUGCAUAGAAUGUAAGGUAUCCACGGGAAGGAAGAAAUGGCAGAGUCUAUUUAUGCUGCAAUUAUGUAGCCGCAGCAUACAUCGAAAGGGACACACGAUCGAAUCGUAUACUCUCGGUUUCGAUUUCCGUUGCGCAUGCAGCAGCAUUGUUGUUUUUGGAUUAAAUCUAAUUGUACACAGUUAGAGUAUUGGUAUUGCUUUUGAACGUAUGACUCGAAAACGGUAGCACGGCAAAAAGGGUCAUACGUACGGAUUGCAGGCAAUACGGUAGUAAGUAAGCUUAAGUAAACCGUAGGGUGUUUAGUAGUUAGGUAGCACGUGACUAGAGAACUUGCUCGUCUUGCGCUGGACGGGCAAAAACCAUCCAUUCCAAAUAAAUCAUCAAAAAUAAUGUACAGCACGUGGUCGUGCUUGAAUUUGUUUUUCCACCAAGAGUCGCUACAGGUAAUGUUGCUUCGGUAUUCAACGUUAUCAUUUACCAUACAAAAGGGGAUAAAACAAUAAUUAUACAAAUAUCUACUCACACACACACACACACAUGCCAGAUUACACAUUUUACUAAGGGAUUACAGCUGAUUAGCAGCUGUUCGGAAGGGGUUUUUUAAAAACCAUUAUAAUAUAAUCCUGAGUAAAUCCGCCUAUGAACGUUACAACUUCACCGAGGUAAAGACAAUGGCAAAGUUAAUGUGUAAGCAAUUAUGUAUAAUUGUGGAAUGUAGGCGACAUUUUGAAUAAUCAAAUAAAGUGCGUGAAAAUAUCGAAA